This is a messenger RNA of Xenia sp. Carnegie-2017, 5339 nucleotides long. RefSeq names its product afadin-like. Gene Ontology annotation, molecular function: protein binding. Gene Ontology annotation, biological process: signal transduction. Lineage: Eukaryota; Metazoa; Cnidaria; Anthozoa; Malacalcyonacea; Xeniidae. The record is from RefSeq and is a predicted model, not a curated record.
UUCUUGUUCGUAAUUAUCAUAUGCACACAGGAGCAUCAGAUUAUAGACCUUCGAAGAUAUUUCACAAUAUUAUCAUAUGAAUUGAAGUCGUUUCUAGUUACAAGUGUACAUGAAAUAAAGACAAGUGCACAAGGUUUUUUAAUGGUUGUACGGACGAUGGCUGACCCCUCGGAGAGAGAAGAACUCGAGAAUUUAAUCGAGGAAUGGAAUGCGACAAGAUUAGAUAUGUUUGCUAUCAAAAAGCCCGAUGCGAACCUUGAUUUCUCUGGCAAUAUGCGGUUUUACUUUCAAGAACCUGGGGCGAAAGACACAAAAGUAUCGACUAAAGUUCUUCGAGUGAAGAGUUCAGACACAACCGACGAAGUUAUGAAGGUUUUAGUAUCGAAAUUUCAUCCUGAUAUGAAGAUGUUGACGGUUCCGAACUAUUCACUCUACGAAGUUCAUGAAACUGGAGCAGAGGUGCACAAACUCGAGUUGGAUCAAAGGCCAUUGUAUGUUCAGCUGUAUUGGCAACGUGAGGACAGAGACGGUCGAUUUUUGUUGAAAAGUGAUGCAGAUCAACUCACCAAGAAGCUAUUCGACGACAAAGAAACUGACAGAAAACCAAAUCAACGCAACUCGAAACUAAACAAAUCAAAGCGGGUGCUAAAAAUAAGAAAAAUAAAGGUGCUGAGGGGGAAGAAGAUUCAGGAAACAUAGCACAAGCAUUACAGUGCUAAACAGGAGUCUUCUUUCACAAGAACCAAAUCAAAUCCGGAAGUUGUGAUGAGAAUGCAAAGAGAGAAAAAAUUAGAACAGAAAAUGAAACAGCUUCAAAAUCAACAGGCAUCCGGUGGCGGAGGGGGCCCUCUAAGAAUUUUUGCCGAGAAUCUCCAACCAGAGAAUCCAUAUAAGACUAUAUUGUGUGGUACUAAUGACACAACUGAAACAGUCCUAAAGGAGGCAUUAUUAAAGUUUGAAAUACCUCUUGAGGAGAAAGAUCAGUAUUGUUUAACUAUGGUGACAAUUGCACCUGGUAACCAAAGUGAUUCAGAAUCAUCCUCCGGAGUCAAGGAGCGUGUGAUGCGUAAUGAAGAUUGCCCUGCAGGAACUGCUGCAUCCUUUCCUGAAAGUGCUGGUGAACUGCGUUUCUAUCUAAAGAGGAUAGAAAAUCUUCCCAAAAGCAAACAACCACGAACUGUUCGUACAAAUGAGCCACGUCGGAAACCUGGUGGACGAGGUUUGGCAAAGCCAAGAAGCGAACAAACUCCACUACCUGGCAAAGAAACAACAUUUGAUGUUAUUGAACAUUCACCUCCAGAGAAGGAUCCUGGCUCUCCUGCUGUUUAUGUUGUGGAUGCAGCUCAUGACCUUCCUGCAACCCUUGAAUUCCAUGAAAAUGGUGAAGAUGCCUUGUUUGCAAUGGUUAUCACUGAGGUCAAUGGUUCUGCUGUCAAUUUUAAACUUGCCCCAACUUUUACCCUCUACUUAUGCUGUCGCUAUCGACUUUCUCCAAAAUUUCGACCUGAUAUUCAACCCAGUAAAAGACAAGAGAAAGUAACAAUGACCGCAAACAAAGUUGCAAAUAAGAUGUGGCAGACUGUGAAGGAGAAAAACGGCAUGGCAGAUAAUUUGGCAUUCUGGAUGGCAAACUCUUCGGAAUUUCUUCAUUUUCUCAAGCGAGAUAGGGAUUUGUCUUAUAUUACGGAGGAAAGCCAGACAAUUCUCGCGCACACAACCCAACAAGCCUUUCAUUCUCUGAUUCAGUGUUUCAAAGCCGAACUGGAGAAUUGUCUGCCAGCGUUCCUUGAUCCAUCCGAAGAGAGCGAUCGCGAUGAUCGCGUGGAGCCUGGUGCCGAUGAGAGUUUUGAUUCCGCAGAAAGCUACAAAUCAAGUGAACGAAGCUUCAAAGUAAGGCAAUACGGUCCGUACGGACAACCACUUGGUGGAGACCAUUGGAUUGGUAAGAGAAGAAAGGCGCCGCGACCUAUAGUCAACGAUGUACUUCACACGCUAAAAUCAGCGAUGUCCUUAUUACGUCGUUGUAAAGUCAAUUCAGCCUUGACAGUCCAGUUGUUUUCUCAAAUCUUUCAUUUUAUCAACAUGUGGUUGUUUAAUCGCAUUGUUCUUGAACCGCAACUCAAACUCUGCACUCGAUCCUGGGGGAUAUUGUUACUCAAUAGACUAGAGCGUCUUCAUUCUUGGGCUAAAAUUCAGGGUAUCGAAUUGGCCGCUGAAUGUCAUUUGGCCAGAGUUGGUCAGGCAGCAUUGCUACUACAAAUGCCAAAGCAAGAUUCGGCAAACAUCGCAUCAAAUUGCUUCAAACUCAACUCACUUCAAAUACGUCAACUUUUGGAGUUUUAUCAGCCAGAGAGGGACGAGCCUCCCGUCUCUUUGGACCUCAUCGAAAAAGCAGUUAGUAUUGCGGAGAGAACCGCUGACCAGAGCGCCCGCAAUGAUGGAGAUGAAGUAAAUCUUGAAGAAGAACCGGAACUACAAUUACCAUUCUUACUUCCUGACGAUAGUUAUUUUGUCGAGAAUACUUGUGGCGUGCCACCAGGAUUGAAGGAGUUCCUUGAUCCUCUAAUCGCCCCAGGUUUAUGCAAACUUACAAUCCAACCAAAAGCAUCAGGAUACUGGAGAGUUCAUUUUGAGGCUGUUGAAGUAACCGAGGGUCCUCCUUUAGAGACUAUUAAAAUUACUUUAAAUAAAGGAAACAAGGGAAUGGGCGUCAGCAUCGUAGCUGCUAAGGGCGGCGGUCAGGGAAAAUCUGGUAUAUACGUUAAAGAGGUUAUUGCCAAUGGACCAGCUGCUGUGGAUGGCCGUGUGAGUCCCGGUGACCAAAUCAUUGAGGUUGACGGCGAGUCCUUGGUUGGGAUAGAACAAGAGGAUGCUGUGAAGAUUUUAAUAAAAUGUGGCUCCAUCGUGAAUUUGACAAUUGCAAAAGGAGCUGCGGAACGUCAUGGUGUCGUGAAGAUAUUGAACGAUGUUGAAUCUGUCCAGAAAGAUGCUGAAAAAAACACAACCUCUCCAAUCCCACUACCGCGAUUGCGUCCUCAACAGGAUGGUGGUCAGCGAUCUCCUCCUAACAACACAAGCGUCAAAACUCAACAGGAUGGUGGUCAGCGAUCUCCUCCUCUCAACGCAAGCGUCCAAACAUUUGAAGAUCCAAAUACACUAGGAAAACCUUUUAAACCUGAACCAAAUAGACGAAUUCCAUACGAGAGAAACUCGUUAGACAAUCCUGAUCACAAAGCUUCUUCAAUGGCUGCGAAAGUGGAAUAUAAGUUCGAGAGUCCACCUACUGGUCGUAAACCUCCACUUGGGAAACCUGGUGUGCCAUAUGCCAAUCCUUUAGAAAUACAACAGAGACAAGAGCAACUGAGGAUUGAAAGGGAACGACAAGAACAACUGAGGAUUGAAAGGGAACGACAACAGCAACUGAAGAUUGAAAGGGAACGACAAGAACAACUGACGAUUGAAAAGGAACGACAAGAAAAAUUGAGAGGAACGAGAAGAAGAAGAUUGAAAGACGAGAUCAACAGAGGAUUGAAAGGGAACGACAAGAACAACAGAAGAUUGAAAGGGAACGACAAGACCAACAGAGGAUUGAAAGGAACGACAGAGGAUAUCGAAUCAAGAACAAGAUUGCAAGGAUUGAACGAAAUGAAAGAAAAUGAACAAUCGAAAAUGUCCGAGUUGGACGAAAUGACUCGUCGCGAACGAGAGCUUGAAUUGCUGUUGGAAGAAAAACGACGCGAAAAAGCAAGACGCCUUCAAGAACUUCAAAGACAGAUCCAGGAGGAAGAGGAAAGAGCGUUGAAAGAAGAGCAAGAGUUAAGAGAACGUCUCAAAAAAGAAAGAGAAGAGAGAAAAGAACCGCAAAAAACACAGCGACCAUCGGAUGUUGGUACAACGAAAAUGAUAAGAUAUCAAGAUGAUUCUACUUCAAGAGUGAUGAAUAGACCCAUUGACGUUGAACCAUCACAAAGAAAUCCCAGACCAUCCAACACCCAAGUACAUUAUGUGCCACGUAAUGAUGAUAAUAGUACACAAAGAUCCAAUCGACUCCCCAGAGCCCCCACACCUGCUGAGGUCAAACGAGUUGGUUCACAGCCAGCUUAUGGUAAGAUACCAACCUCUCCUGUUAUGGAUGGUAGAAGCAGUGAUGUUCGUGUUGGUAGACCUGGGGACUACAACAAAGGAGGACCAAUGACGGCUGAAGAUAACAAGAGCACGUCGUCGUCGUCAAUGCGAUCGUUUCCACCCAAUCAGAAGCGUUUCUCACCCCAAAAUAGCCAGGAUGAUUCAUUGGAUAUUGAUCCUGCGGAAAUUGAAAGGCAAUUUCAAGAACGUUUGGCAAAAGAAGCAAACAGUAAGAAUGGAACGGACAGCGUCGAUGGAGGAAUGGUACGAGUCAUUCGGGUACCUGUUCAACAAGAAAACUGGGAAAAGCCGGUUGACGAUAAACCGCGCGCCCGCGUGGACUGGCAACGAUCAGAAGAGGAGAAAAACCGCAGGGAACAACAAUGGCGUCGUGAAGCAGAUGAGCAACUUGUUCGUGAUUUUCAGCAAAACGAAUCUUUUAGACAAAGUGUGAGCACUGUUGCCGAGCCUGUACAUGUGAAUCCAGUAGACAGGGAGAAAGAAGAAGAACUUCGGAGACAACGAGAAGAAGACGACCGUCUCCGAGAAGCAAGAGCCAAUCAGCUGCGAAAUCGUAUUAUUGAAGGUCCUGACGAUGAUGGUCUUGAUUCGUCGUACACCAACGGACGAACCCGUCGUGUGAAGUUCGCCAGUGUUCGCACCGAGAUCGUCCAACCAUCGCCUGACGCUGAGCUCGCAACAUCUGGAGUGAAAUUUGUUCACGAUGGGAAGGUUGAAGAUAGUGAUGAUGACGGUAGUGAAGAAUUUCCUUUGCCUCCACCUCCCGCGGAUAAAGACAACAAUUUCUCGCCCCUACCUCAAAAUCAGGUUGACUAUUACCAGAGACCCCCACCUCCACCCAAGCCUCAAUUUUUGGUCAACAAUGGCAGUGGCCCUCCAGCGGAAUAUAAAGGCGCUCCUAACUCGACAGUCUACAGAGACAAUGGUCAUGUAGCCCGCGCACGGGAUAGAAUGAGUGAUAAUGGGUAUGCGACUUACCCAGGUCCCGCUCGCCUGCAGAAUAACAACAUUCAUCCAGUACCUAAACCUAGAAGUUUGUCCAACGACAUGGGGAAAUCCCCAAAUCCAGAAACCUCUUUCAAAGACAAAGUGAAAAUGCUAAAUGAAAAUCUGGCAAUCAAGCGACCCGAUGGAUCACAAAUGGCACAAAACUGGAUCAACAGGGACUCCUUAUGAAAAUGACAUUAUAGUUA